Messenger RNA from Acanthochromis polyacanthus (spiny chromis), 1807 nucleotides. Its product is annotated as E3 SUMO-protein ligase ZBED1-like. Gene Ontology annotation, molecular function: protein dimerization activity. The record is from RefSeq and is a predicted model, not a curated record. The transcript has 2 exons. The coding region runs from base 121 to 1173 and encodes 350 amino acids. Lineage: Eukaryota; Metazoa; Chordata; Actinopteri; Pomacentridae.
AGUACUUUUUUUUUUUUACCACCACUGUUGCUAUCUCUUUCUCCUUAUCUAAUUGUACAGAGUUGACCAUAUGAAAAUACUAAAUGACUGAUUAUUCGCACUGUACUUAAGAGCUAAAUAAUGUGUGUGUCUGUUUCAGAAAAUGCGCUGAAAAAACAACCUGCUGUGGAUCGGGCCGUAAAGGUCUGUAAGAAGAUUGUCAGCUCCUUCUCCUACAGUUGGAAGAAGAAGAAGGCUCUACACAAGGCACAGAUUGAAUUAAACCUGCCCCAACACAACCUUAAAACAUCAUGCCCCACCAGAUGGGGAUCAAUGCACUUGAUGACAGCAAGGCUACUUGAACAAAAGAAAGCCAUCACACAGGUCCUCUCUGAUGACAGAGCAUCAAGGCAUCUGAUACCAAAAUGGUCUGACCUGGAUGUGUUGGAAGCUAUGAACAAAGCUCUGGCUCCUCUGGUGGAGUUCACAGAUGCCCUGUCAGGUGAAGAGUAUGUGACAAUUUCAUCCGUGAAGCCUGUAUUACACAUCCUCCAUUCACGAGUGUUGGCUGAGGAAGAUGACGAUGUGGAGCUAACGAAAGCUAUCAAGUCUGACAUCAUUUCAUACCUUGAUGACAAGUUUUCAGAUCCCACCACUGAGGAGUUUUUGGACAUGGCCAGUUUUGUUGAUCCCAGAUUCAAAGCAUCCUACAUUUCUGCACACCAUGUCCCCACCAUUCAGGAAAAUAUUAAGAAAGAGAUGGAGUCAGCAGCUUUAGACCACACAGGACAAACCAGAGGCAGCACUGCAGCUGAACAUCAGCAUUCUUCAUUUCCAUCUUCUGAAGCAAAGAAGCCAAAGAAGUCACUGGGCAGUUUUGUCAAAAGAAGCGAAGCUACUUCUUCAACUGCACCUGCUGUGUCAAUUCAGCAAGCUGUAGAAGCAGAGCUGAGUAGCUACUUGGUGUCCCCUUUGCAGGAUAGUGAGGAAAAUCCUCUUGAUUGGUGGAGACAGCAUCAUGCCCACUUUCCCACUCUGAGCAAAGUGGCAAAAAAGUACCUUUGUGUACCAGCCACUAGUUCCCCAUCUGAGCGGGUUUUCAGCUCUGGAGGUAAUGUUGUUACAUGCCUCCGAUCCUGCUUGAAGCCAGAAAUGGUUAACAUGCUGGUGUUUCUAAGUAAAAACCUAGACUAAACCCUUAUCUGUGGAAACAAUGAUUAGAUGGAACAGCAAUCUUGAGUUAGAUUGACAUCUAUAGUUGUGAAAACAAGAUACCAAUCUCAUUUUGCUUUUAAUCAUCAGUGUGUUACACUGACAUUUUUGCACAUUUGUUGUUGCACUGGUUAUAAAGUUUGUUUACAAUAUGUAAAAUGUCUACCUCAUAUGGCACGGACUGCUUAGCUGCAAUUGUUUACGUGUUGUAUUGAAAUGUUAAUAUUUAUUCUAUAUUAUAUUAUUAUUAUUUUGUUGUUAUAAUUUUAUUUUCAAGCCAGUCCACCAUGCCUUUUUUGUACUUGGCAAUAGUUAAAUUUGUUUACUUUACAAGGGAUAUUACCUGAACAAAGACCUUACUGCUCUUGUGCCUUUACGUAUGCCUUUGCUCAAAAAUGUUUACAAGAGGUAAAUGAACCUUCACCUGUUUCAUGUAAGCUAAUUGUAGCAAUAUCCAGUCUGCUGAUACUUUUUCAAGUGCACUGUUUAAGCUGGUUUUACUUUUGAUCAUCAGCUUUACACUGAUCUUUUUGCACAUUGGCAGUUGGACUAGUUAAAAUGUUUGUUUAAAAAAUGUUUAUUGUUGUCUACCUCUCACAUGGCAGUGCUUUUUCUG